CAACUCGCUCUUUAUUGGUAGUUAUUUUAGCGCAUCACUGGACACCUUUUUGCAUGUUAACUUUUAUUCAUUUUUUGUGAUUUUGGACAGCACUGUGUGAGAAUGACUUUUAUUUUGGUGUGGAGACGUGACGUCAUAAGGCUGCCCCGCGCUCCUGCUUUUGUGAUACAGCUUAAGAAAGGUUUGUCCCACCAGAGUCGCCAAAGAAAGAGAAAGGACAAAGUGUCCAAACACAGGAAACUUCUACUGAAGCAACUGAGAUCUACUGAAAGAUGGCUUUUAUUAAAGAGGAGAGUGAAGAUGUGAAGAUUGAAGAAACAUUCAGAGUCAAACAAGAAGAUACUGAGGAACAAACAAAGAUGAUGUUUAUUAAAGAGGAGAGUAAAGAUAUGAAGACUGAAGAAACAUUCAGAGUCAAACAAGAAGAUACUGAGGAACAAACAGACCUGAUGGCACUGAAAGAAGAGAGUCAAGACCUGAAUGAAAACAAAGAGAAACAUCUGAGUGAUGAGAAGCAUCAGGAUUUCAUAACUGAAGAAAAAUCUUUCAGUUGCUCACAGUCAAAAACGAUUUCCAUGCAAAAAAAAGCUCAGAAAACAGGAUCUAGGAAGUUCACCUGCAAACAGUUUGGAAAAAGUUCCAUUCGAAAAGUAUCUCUUAAAGUACAUGAAAUCAUUCACACUGAAGAGAAGCCUUUCACCUGCCCUCAGUGUGGUAAGGGUUUUUCACAAAGACAGGCAUUGUAUCCCCACAUGAGAACUCACACUGGAGAAAAGCCUUUCACCUGCCAACAGUGUGGUAAGGGUUUUUCACAAAGAUCAGCAUUGUAUUCCCACAUGAGAACUCACACUGGAGAAAAGCCUUUCACCUGCCAACAGUGUGGUAAAGGUUUCGCUCAAAAUGAAACCCUUAAAGCCCACAUGAGAGUUCACACUCAAGAAAAGCCUUUCACCUGCCAACAGUGUGGGAAAAGUUAUACUCAAAGUAAUAACCUUCGAGUCCACAUGAGAAUUCAUUCUGGAGAGAAGCCUUUUCCCUGCCAACAGUGUGGAAAAAGUUUCAUUCGAAAAGAAUAUCUUAAAAUGCAUGAAAGAGUUCACACUGAAGAGAAGCCUUACAUAUGCUCUCAGUGUGGUAAGGGUUUUUCACAAAGAUCAGCAUUGUAUCCCCACAUGAGAAGUCACACUGGAGAGAAGCCUUUCACAUGCCAACAAUGUGGACAAAGCUUUGCUGAAAGAGGAAUCCUUCAGCUUCACCUUAGAAUUCACACUGGAGAGAAGCCUUUCACCUGCCAACAGUGUGGAAAGGGUUUUUCACGAAGAGAUUCAUUGUAUUCCCACAUGAGAUCUCACACUGGAGAAAAGCCUUUCACAUGCACCCAGUGUGGGAAAAGUUUCUCUCGAAAGGUAAACCUUAAAUCCCACAUGAGAAUUCACACCUGAGAAAAGACACAUCAGCCCUUCUCCGAUGACUGUUUGUGUCAUCAGUGUGGAGUGAGUUUCAUAGAUCGAAAACAUUGUAUGAAUCAUGUCUAAUUGGAGAAAAGCCUUUCAUGUGCCAUCACUGUAGAAAGACUUGUUAAAUCACAGCAAACCUUAGGUUACAUUUUACUCGACACCAUGUGGUCAAAAAUAAAAAAAGGUUUUACGCGUACACAACCUUUUCAAAAUGAUUCGCUGUCACCUUGUUAGAAAUUCAGGUUUUAAAUGAAUUUGAAAAAGCAAAUGAAUUUAAUAACUUGUAUAAUCAUUUUGAAUUGACGGGAAAUGGUAGCAUUGUUAAAUGUAGAGAUUUGCUUAGUUCAGUAAUAUGUGAUUUUACAAAGGAUAGAAUUAUGGCGGACCCUAGUGCUGUUGCUAAAAUCUUUAAAAGGCUACAUGCCAAAAAGUCCAGUGGUCCAGAUGGUAUUUCAGCUUUUUUACUUAAAACAUUUGCUGAUGAAUUAUCUCCAGCCUGGAGUCCACUAUUUCAAUUAUCACUCGACACUGGAAUUAUUCCUACAAUAUGGAAAAAAGCAGUCAUUAUCCCAGUU
Messenger RNA from Carassius carassius (crucian carp), 2032 nucleotides. RefSeq names its product gastrula zinc finger protein XlCGF8.2DB-like. The record is from RefSeq and is a predicted model, not a curated record. Gene Ontology annotation, molecular function: RNA polymerase II cis-regulatory region sequence-specific DNA binding; DNA-binding transcription factor activity, RNA polymerase II-specific. The transcript is spliced from 3 exons. Lineage: Eukaryota; Metazoa; Chordata; Actinopteri; Cypriniformes; Cyprinidae. The coding region runs from base 273 to 1442 and encodes 389 amino acids. Gene Ontology annotation, cellular component: nucleus. Gene Ontology annotation, biological process: regulation of transcription by RNA polymerase II.